Mercenaria mercenaria is the source of this 5161-nucleotide messenger RNA. RefSeq lists its product as uncharacterized. The transcript is spliced from 3 exons. Lineage: Eukaryota; Metazoa; Mollusca; Bivalvia; Venerida; Veneridae. Bases 4360 to 4956 code for a protein of 198 amino acids. The record is from RefSeq and is a predicted model, not a curated record.
CAUAUUGAAACAUGCUAACCUCUGAAAAUAAACUUUUAAAAUUAUUACGUUAAACAUUACUCUGCAUGAUACAGAAAUUUAUGCAAAUUAAUGAAAUACUAGACAAUUAUUGCCCUUUGAAGAGGUCGAUUUCAGGAGUUAUCGAUCUGUAAAAAAGUGAUAUUAACCGAGACCGUAGUCUGAGAUUGAUAUCAUCUUUUUCCUGGUCGAUAAAUUCUCAUAUUGCCCAAACCAAUUGUUUUAUUAUUACAUCCAAUUAUAAAAAUGUCACUCGAGAAAAAUCCAAUCAUUUGCAACGGUUGUAAUGGGUUCGACGUCAUAAGUAUUAUGUUUUAUGACGUCACUGCUUGAGGUCAGUAAGUAAGUGAUUUUAGUUCCGUCUACGAGUCAAUACGAUAUUUUAACAUUUAUCAAAUUAUUGUGUUUAGACCUAUAGACCUGAAAUAAAUGUGUUUUAUCAGAGAGAUAUAAUCCACACCGGCUCGCUGUAUGUCACUCACCCACUGUGAGUGAUAUAGCUUUUGCGUAAAACGGGAUGAAACUUGUGAUCGUGCUAUAUUCUUGCACAGUGGACUAGGAUUUUCAGUAUUUUCCCCGAUGCUGGAAAAUUUCCUUGUGCGACUCUCGUGCUGUUAAUGACAUAUUACGAACUACGUACAUGUAGAUUUACAUAGUGAUUUAAAUCUUACUUCAUACAAAAAGAAUAAAAGUUCAAUAUCUUCAGUAAUUAUCCUUCUUUGUUCCUGAUAGUUAAUUUCUCUAUUCCAAAAACGUUAUUUUCUCAGAAAUACAUGACGUUACGUUGCAAGUGAUUAAACAAAAACCGAGACUAAAAGUUGCUAAAAUGGAAGCUAAUAUUUGAUAUCUUUUCUUGAAUAUGGUAUGCAAGAAAAAGAUUUUGUCACUGGCUGUACGUGCAUGUGGGAUAGGUCCUUGUUACCAUAUAAACAGUUACCCGAGAGCCGGGUAUUCCCAUAAAAACCUACAACCAGAGAAAGAAUCUUAUAUUCUUUACAGAACAUAACGAUGAAAAUUUUACAACAUAUUGCUGCAAAUAAUAAAAUAAAAUGAAAUUUACGUCGUGUGAACUUCUCAAGAUGCCUGACUUCAUUUUCGUUUAAGCGGGUCUUUUUUCCGCGCUGAGACUAUUUAAAUGCAUAUUUAAAGCUAGAUCUACUUUCCACAGAACAAUAACAUUUCGCCACUGAAAACAAUUUUUCCACUUUCAUGUGGUCAAUUAUUUUUUUUCUAUAUUGAAGCAGUAAAAUUGUUAAAAUCGACGUACUUACAAAGACCUUGAUGGAAAAUACCACGUGACCACUAACUGUCGUCCACGACACUUAACAAUUUUAGGGCACACUAGCCUAAAUAGUAUUCCCUGUAUUUUUUAUAUUCAAAUUACAAUUUUCAAAGAGCUGCCACACAUAGCUUGACUAAUUAUAUUAAUUUUAAAGUAUUAUGAUAAAACUCACAUAAAAUGAAGAGAAAAGUAGGGGUCAUGUAUCUUCUAAAAUCUACUUACUCUGAAAUCACAAAAUAAUCGCACUGCUGUGACCUUGUAGUACUACUCUUUCUCACAUUGAUUUUCACUUCACCAAAUACAACUUAGGAGAGACAUUGCCAACACUUUCGAUGUGCCGGUGUAAUGAAGUAUUUCGACCCCCAUAGAAUAACGACCCCAGGUCCUUAUUCUAUAGAAAAUGUGACCCCCCUUAUAAAAAACUGACUCCCUUUGUAAAACUCUAUAGAAUAACGACCCCCGGUCAUUAUUCUAUAGAAAAAUUGACCCCUCCAAGUAAAAUACUGACUCCCUAAAGAUGACUCCCUUCGAAUCUCAUAGAAUAACGACCCCGGUUAUUAUUCUAUAGAAAAAGUGACUCCUUCCAUGUAAAAUACUCACUGCCGAAAUUACUACAUUCGAACUCUCAUACAAUAUCGAUUCCCGGACAUUAUUCUAUUUAAAAAAAUUACUCUUUCCGUGUGAAACACCGGCUCCUAAAAAGACUUUCGACGAUAAUAUCUAUUAAAAAGUGAUCCCCACCAAACCUAACGGACAAUUUUACUAGAUCUACAACUCUAAUACCCUCAAUUGCCAAUAGUUAACAUUUUGAUUGUACUACUACUACUGGUGCCGCUACUUCUAUUGCUAUUACUACAUGUACUUCUUCUUCUACUACUAUUUCUACUACUACUACUACUACAACUGCUACUACUGAUACUACUAUACCUGCUUCCACUAAUACGUCGUGUACAUCUAUCUCUUCUUCUCCUGCUGCUGUUGUUGUUGCUGUCACUUAUUCCUCUGCUGCUGCUGCUGCUGCUGCUGCAACUGCUACUACCACUGCCACUACUACUACUACUACUACUACUUCUACUACUUUCUAUUGUUGCCGCUACCGUACUUUACUGCCACUGCUAAGUAUUGCAACUUCUAUUAAUACUAAUUUCUAUGCUAGCAGUUUCUUGUGCAGUUUUCUUCUGAAGAAUUACUUCAUACCGAAGUUUGCAGGGAUUAUUGACACUGGUGUGUUUUGUGAACGUAUUGUGAAUUGUUAUUUUCCUGAAAAAAAUUGUAUACACCAAGAUACACCGUCUAGAAAUAGAAUCCCUUUUCCCGUUGCGGAAUGCUCUGAUUUCUGUGUCAAGUGAUGGUAUCUGGGGCUAAUGGUCAAACGGAAGGACGGACGGACGGACAAGGGCAAAUCUGUAUGCUGCCCUCCCCCGAGUGGGGGCAUAAAAUGCAGCAAUUAGACCUUAGAUACAUGAGUUAUCACUAAAUUUGACCAAAUGACCGGGGUCGUUUUUUUAUGGGAGGCAAUAUUCUUCGUGAGGUUCAGUUUACUUCACGUGGGGGAGUCAUAGUACUAUGAUCUGGAGGUCAUAAUACUAUGACCGGGGGUCACUUUUUCUAUAGAAUAAUGACCGGGGGGUCAUUAUUCUAUGGGGGUCGAAAUACUUCAUUACACCUGCAGCAGUUUCGAUUAGCGAAUAUAGAAAUGUGUAAAACAACGGCGAAACAAGAAACUUAUUGGACGAGCCGACACAUUGUUUGCAAUCGUAUAUCACCUGUCCUCUAGUCUGUUAAAGUACUUUCACGGAGACCUUUAGUUGUUAUAUACCACAACUUGUAUUUCAAACAAAUGGAACAGAUAGGUCUCAAGCAGUUAUUGCUGAAUUUACUCUGUUUACAAUUUAUUUUUUAACACAAGUGAAAUCUAUUCCACUAUUUUAUGUAAGACAGUCGUAUUUGAUACAUUUUUUGUGAACAAAAUCAAAAUGUGAAGUCUCUGGACUGAUAAAUAUAACACUCCUGAAGUCGCACAAUAUCUCUGAUUUGCAUACUUCUCAAAACAAAUCUGGUUACAUAUAAAACCGGAAACCAACAUUAGGGCAUUCCAACCAGCAAGGAUCCAUAUCAGCCCUCACACAUACGGUUCGUUUGUCAACUUCAUUAAAUUCCAAUCUUCAUCUAUUACCAGUGGUAGAUUAUUGUUCUUGCAUAUUAUACAAUAAAUAAGCAAAACUGAUUACUUUCUUAGAAAUACAGUAGCGUGUUUAAACGAAGAACUGAAAACAGAAAUGACAACACUACGAUUUAAUGACGCACAACAGCAAAGUUCUGGUUUAGUUUUAUCAUUUGUAGCGUAACGUUAUGUACUUUUUUUUUUUUUUUUUUUUUUUUUUUUUUGAAACACUUAUUUGAAAAUAAAGGAAAUAUAUAUACUAUAAGGAAAUAAAGAGGAACUACCAAGCUUUUUGAUUUAUACUUUUCGUUCACUUCGAUUAUUUUUACCGCACAUAAUUUUAUCAAAUUCUGCUUUUAUUUCUGGUCGGAGCUUUCGCUCAUAAAAGUAGAUAAUUUUAGUCACACUACAUCCAUUUCCUCUUCAGAUCUUUAAAGAAUGUUAAUAUUAAGUAUGUCAUUUUAGUUACCAAAGUUUAGACCCGAAGUUCAAGUGUAUUAUUCAUCAUAGAAGAGCGCGUGUUAGAUACAAUUUUAUCACAUUUCUUUCAACAGGAUGUAUGGCUAUUAAGCUGUUAAUUCGUGUACUUAAUUAUUUAUUUCCUGAUAUUAAUCUAUAAAAACAAAUGUAAUGUGUCGAUUCCUGGCAAUGUUGUGCAAGGUUAAGUAAACAUGGAAAAUACAACGAAAACAGUGUCAUUUUUGGAUAGAAACAAUUAUAACUUUUCGCCUAAUAUAAAUACGGUACAGGUAACAGUGUUCGUUGCCGAGGUAAAACAGUGAUUAAGUGGGAAGAAUUGAAAAUAUUAGCAUUUUUGGACAGAAAUAUGUUAAUAAUAAUCGCGCUUCGCUUCCUUUAAAUACGGUACAAUAUCAACAUUUGUCACUGAAAAAAUAUGGGUAAAAAGAACCGAAAACAGUGCCGUAACCAGAAUGACAUGGAAGGCUCUACAGACGGAGAAAAACAUGUAAGGCGGACAGAUGGGGUUCCUCUUUGGCUGCCGCACGGAAGUUUUGCGCCUCGAUCAAGAACUAAGCGUAGCUGGAAAGAAAAAUGUAUGCAGCUGAGAGAAGGAUAUAAAAUUCUUGAAGAAAAGAUUGAAAAAUAUGAAGAUGAAAAUAAAAUUCUUGAAGAAAAGAUCGGAAAGUAUGAAGAUGAACUGGACCAAUUGAAACAGGAGUUGACGGACACCCAUAAAAGAUGCAACGAACAAUUGCUGGAUUGUGGAAGACUGACGAGUCAUAUGCGAGAGUUGCACCAUUUAACAAAUUCUGAAACGGCAUGUCCAAUUGAUUCAAUAGUGAAAAUGUCUCAACAGGCAACAGAUCUCUUCAAAACUUUCACCCCUGAAAUAAUGCGAUUUCAAGAUACAAUCAGGAGUUUAAGUGCAUACAUCGAUGAUCCAAAACUGGAUGUUCUUCUUUCAGUCUCAUCUCCAAACAGGUUCCUUUCAACUGUUUCCUUGGACGAAAAAAAGAACAGCAAGAUUUGACGACAAACAUCAGUGUAAAAGAAAUGCUAUUUCAGAACUUCAUUUAAACGUUCAUGUUUAACCUUCAUAGUAAAUACUUCUUGAUUGAAAAUUAAAGUUGCAGAAUAAUUUUAAAAUCAGUGUGAAUAAAUGUUGAUUUUUGCUUGGCUUGGAUUUCACCAGGGGUACCGAGUAUAAUCCAGCCUGGGCAAAAUUCAUCCUAGAU